This is a messenger RNA of Aegilops tauschii subsp. strangulata, 777 nucleotides long. RefSeq names its product F-box protein At3g07870-like. The record is from RefSeq and is a predicted model, not a curated record. NCBI's taxonomy places the organism in Eukaryota, Viridiplantae, Streptophyta, Magnoliopsida, Poales, Poaceae. Gene Ontology annotation, molecular function: protein binding.
AUGCCACGGGAAUUGUCCUCGGACGUGCUCGUGAGCAUCGUCCUGCGGCUCCCUCCGAGCACCCGGCGGCUGACCCGCCUGGUCUGCCGUCACUGGCGCGACGUCGUGGACACGCGCACGGCGGAGAUGCAGAGCCGCGCCAAGCUUCUCGUCGGCACCGGCGAGGGCUCCGCGUACGUCGUCGUGGACGAUCCAUCAAUAUCAGCAGGGAGCCCCGGAAGAUAUCUUUGGAAAAACAACGACGCCAACGCCCGCCCUGGCCCCCGCGAAGGCACGAUGCCGAUGGUCGUCGGCACCUGCAACGGCCUGAUCUGCCUCCGCGACAAGCGGAAGCCCGACGCCGCCAUCACUCUGGUCAACCCGGUCACCGGCGAGAGGCUGUCUAUCCCGCCGCUGCCGUCAACCGCCGGCGUCCCGGAAAGGACCUGCUUAGUAGGCUGGCACGAGGCGUACGGCUUCGGGUACCACCCCACGGCCGGGCGGUACAAGAUCGUGCAUGUGGACGCCUACGCUAAGAGAGGAAACUUGCAGCAGUUGAAGGUCUUCACGUUGGGGGAGUCGUCAUGGCGGGACGUUGCCACGGGCUCUCUCCCGAGAUGCAAUUACAGCGCCGGCAUCGUGGGGGUGGACGGCACCAUGUACUGGGCCGCGAAGAAUGGAAAGAAGCUCAUGGCGUUCGACCUCGACCGCGAGCGCCUCAGCUUCAUCAAGUCGCCACCGGAUGCGCGGUCUGGCGGAUGGCACCUGACGAAGGUGCGGGGGAGGUCUGGGUUCUAG